AUGCCCGGCCGCGUACGCUCCGACUCCAAGCGAGGCUCCAUCCCGUCGAUGGAGGCCAGCGGGAACAAACUCGUCGACCCCACCGUCAUCGUCGUCCUCGGCGCCAGCGGUGAUCUCGCAAAGAAGAAGACCUUCCCAGCCAUCUUUGCGCUCUUCCAGCAGGGACUGCUGCCGAAGGAUAUCAAGAUUGUGGGGUAUGCCCGGACAAAAAUGGACGAGGAGGAGUUUUACAAACGCCUCACUUCCGGCUUUGACCGGAACAAGAAGGACCCUCUCCUCUCCAAGAACUUUGACGAGAAGCUCGAGGAAUUCAAAAAGGCGUCGACCUACAUCUCGGGCGCCUACGACAAGGAUGACGGCUUCCAGGAGCUCAACAAGCACCUGGAGGAGCUCGAGUCCAACAACGGCGGCAAGUCCAACCGGGUCUUCUACCUCGCCCUCCCCCCAUCCGUCUUUGCGGACGUCGCCAAGGGUCUCAAGAAGAAUGUCUACACCAAGGACGGAACCAACCGGCUCAUUGUCGAAAAGCCAUUCGGCAAGGACACCGAGUCGAGCAAGGACCUCAUCAGCAGUAUCAAGGAGGACUGGACGGAGGACGAGACGUACCGUAUCGACCACUACCUCGGAAAGGAGAUGAUCAAGAACAUGCUUGUCUUGCGGUUCGGAAACGUCUUUUUGGACGGGACCAUGAAUCGCAACUUUAUCAGCAACGUUCAGAUCACCUUCAAGGAGCCGUUCGGGACGGACGGGCGGGGAGGUUACUUUGACGAGUUUGGAAUUAUCAGGGAUGUCUGCCAGAACCACUUGAUGCAGACUUUGUCUGUUUUGGCCAUGGAGAGGCCUGUCUCGUUUGGCCCUGAGGAUAUUCGCGAUGAAAAGGUCAAAGUCCUUCGUUGCAUUCCCCCCAUCGACCGCAAGGAUGUCCUCCUCGGCCAGUACACCAAGGGCAAGGACAUGGAUGGAAAGGAUCAGCCAGGCUACCUCGAAGACGAGACUGUGCCCAAGGGCUCAACCUGCCCCACGUUUGCGGCGAUGGUUCUCUGGAUCAACAACCCAAGAUGGGAGGGCGUGCCAUUCAUCAUGAAGGCCGGCAAGGCGUUGGACGAGUCCAAGGUGGUCGUCCGCAUCCAGUACAAGGAUGCCACCCCCGGCAUUUUCACCGGUAUCCCCCGUAACGAGCUCGUCAUGCGCAUCCAGCCCGACGAGGCUGUCUGGCUUAAGAUGAACUCCAAGCUCCCCGGUUUCGCAACCCGCGCCGUCCCCGCAGAGCUCGAUCUCUCGUACAAGCAGCGGUUCGAGGAUGCCCGGAUCCCCCAGGCGUACGAGGCGCUCAUCCUUGAUGCGUUCAAGGGUGACCACAGCAACUUUGUGCGGGACGACGAGUUGGAUGUGGCGUGGAAGAUCUUUACCCCCAUUCUCCACUGGAUCGACGGCAAGGAUUCCUCCGACAAGCCCAAGCCCGAAGAGUACGAGUUUGGCUCGCGCGGCCCGGCCUCGAUCGACGAGUUUACAAAGAGGUUCGGAUACCAGCGCGACGACGAGGACUACCACUGGCCAACAACCAAGGUGGACCAGCAGUCGAACCUUUGA
This is a messenger RNA of Dioszegia hungarica, 1590 nucleotides long. RefSeq names its product glucose-6-phosphate dehydrogenase. Gene Ontology annotation, biological process: pentose-phosphate shunt, oxidative branch; glucose metabolic process. NCBI's taxonomy places the organism in Eukaryota, Fungi, Basidiomycota, Tremellomycetes, Tremellales, Bulleribasidiaceae. Gene Ontology annotation, cellular component: cytosol. The record is from RefSeq and is a predicted model, not a curated record. Gene Ontology annotation, molecular function: NADP binding; glucose-6-phosphate dehydrogenase activity. Bases 1 to 1590 code for a protein of 529 amino acids. The transcript is spliced from 7 exons.